This is a messenger RNA of Didymodactylos carnosus, 431 nucleotides long. The record is from the annotation of a GenBank genome assembly. NCBI's taxonomy places the organism in Eukaryota, Metazoa, Rotifera, Eurotatoria, Philodinida, Philodinidae.
AUGUUCGGUUAUAUUCCGCAUUUACCGAAGCCAAGAUCAGUUAGUGUCGAUACAUUUACAAUGAGAUUUGCAAUAUUUCAUAAUUUUAUACCGUCGAAAUUGAAAAUACAUGAAAAAUAUGAUUUGAAAGGAUCGUUGAUCGGAAGAAGUGCGACGGAAGAAGAAAUUAAAAAAGAUACACCAACAUACAGAGAUAAUGAUUUUCGUCAAAUUCAUCCAACUGGAUUAACAUUAUCAAAAUCGGUUUAUAAUUUAUAUAAGCAAGUAAUUACAAGAGAUGUUGAAUUUUUAGAAUCAUUAAAUAUUAUGGAUUACUCAUUACUUUUAGCCGUGCACAAUAUUGACAAGCUCAUGAAACCUACACCUGAUCCAAGUAAUGAAGCUGUUCUUCUCCCUCACUAUCUUUUUCGCCUGUAAAUCCAGCAAAAUCU